This is a messenger RNA of Auxenochlorella protothecoides, 564 nucleotides long. RefSeq names its product Smr domain-containing protein C11H11.03c. NCBI's taxonomy places the organism in Eukaryota, Viridiplantae, Chlorophyta, Trebouxiophyceae, Chlorellales, Chlorellaceae. The record is from RefSeq and is a predicted model, not a curated record. Bases 1 to 564 code for a protein of 187 amino acids. The transcript is spliced from 2 exons.
AUGCUCGACCUUGAAGCCCAGGCACGCCUGCGAGUCAAGGCCGUCACCGCGGUAGUUACCACCAUCACCGCGGCCAGUUUGAUACUGUUCGACUGGGACGCAGCGUCUGGGCAGCGCACGGCGUUCAGCAGCAUCCGACCCACCAUAAAGUCCUGGCUGAACCAGGUGUACGGGGCCACGCAGGCCUACCUGAGCGGCAACCGGGCCCUGGCCAAGCAGCUCAGCGCGGCCGGGCGGGAGGCGGCCACGGAGAUGCAAGCCGCGCACGCUGCCGCCGCGACCGCGCUGUUUGAGGGCCGGAAUCUGGGAGAGGGCGGCCGAGAGACCCCUGGGUGUCGCACCCUGGACCUGCACGGCCUGCACGUCGCCGAGGCCCUGGAGCGGGUGCGGGCGGCGGUGAAAGCGCAGCGCGUGCAGCGUGGCACGGUCCUGCGGCUGGUGGUGGGAGAGGGCCGGCACGGCAAGGUCCCGGCGCGCCUGCCGGCGGCCGUGCGGCAGCUGCUGACGGAGGAGGGCGUGCGGUGGAAGGAGCCGUACGCCGGCCUGCUGCAAGCCUCUUUCUGA